Molecule: messenger RNA, 3729 nt
Organism: Thunnus maccoyii (southern bluefin tuna)
Lineage: Eukaryota; Metazoa; Chordata; Actinopteri; Scombriformes; Scombridae
Product: G2-specific protein kinase nim-1-like
Exons: 11
Coding region: 125-3523 (1132 amino acids)
Biological process (GO): protein phosphorylation; intracellular signal transduction
Cellular component (GO): cytoplasm; nucleus
Molecular function (GO): ATP binding; MAP kinase activity
Source: RefSeq, a predicted model, not a curated record
CGUGUCGGGUGACACACAGAGUCAAGUUAACGUCUCCGGUGACCGCAGGACGACACGCACAUAAUGUUACUCCAGUGUUUACGUCGAUAACGGAAGAUAAAGGAGCUUGUAAGUGUGUAGUCUAAUGGAGCGUUAUGAGUCUCUGGGUCUGGUCGGGGAAGGCAGUUACGGCACCGUGCUAAAGUGCCGUCAUCGAGACUCCGGCCGCCUUGUCGCCAUCAAGAAGUUCAUGGACUCAGACGAUGACAAGACGGUGAAGAAGAUCGCCCUGAGGGAGAUUAAGCUGCUCAGGCAACUACGUCAUGACAACCUGGUGAACCUUCUGGAAGUGUGGAAGCGUCGCCGCCGUUGGUAUCUGGUGUUUGAGUUUGUAGAGCGGACACUUCUUGAUGAUUUGGAGCAAAACUCGAAUGGACUGGACCUGAACACCAGCCGGCAGCACCUGUACCAGAUCCUGAGGGCCACCGCCUUCUGCCACCAGCAAAAUAUCAUCCACCGUGACAUCAAACCAGAGAACAUCCUCAUCUCUCAGGGGGGUGUGGUCAAGCUGUGCGACUUCGGAUUCGCCCGCACCAUGGCGUCACCUGCUGAAGGCGGCAUCUACACCGACUAUGUAGCCACUCGCUGGUACAGGGCCCCUGAACUACUGGUGGGAGACACCAAGUACGGCAAACCAGUAGAUGUUUGGGCUGUAGGUUGUUUGUUAAUAGAGAUGUUAACAGGCCAGCCUCUGUUUCCCGGAGACUCCGACCUCGACCAGAUAUACCACAUCGUCAGGUUCUUUGGUAACCUGACAGCUCAUCACCAGGAGUUAUUCUACAGGAAUCCUGUAUUUUCUGGAGUUAGACUGCCAGAAUGUCCCGGCAAAAUCCCACUGGAGCACCGCUUCCCUACAAUCACACCCACCGCCCUGGACCUAGCACAGGACUGUCUUCAGAUGGAUCCAGAUAGAAGAGCUCAGUGUUCAGAACUGCUAGAACAUCCUCUGUUCACACAUGACUCUUUCCAAAUCAGGUUUUUGGAUGAGCUGAAUGCUAAGAUCCAGAAAGACCACAGAGAGAACUCUACCCUGCCCAAAAUAACCAAGGCCCCAAGACGAGAAAGGGAUGAAGAGGAUGAGAGGAACCAGAGAGGCAAAGACAAGAAACAAUCGGAAGACCUGAAUGAGAAAGCCAUGAAGGAAAAGGAGCAGAGAGAGAAGAAGGAAGAGGAAAAGAUGGAGAAAACAAAAGGAAAGCAACCUUCAAAGCUGUCUAAAACAAUUCGGAACACCUCAGAACCCUUGAUGUCCACCAAACAAUCCAAAACUUUAGGGGCCAAGGUUAUUGAUAAUGCAGCAAAAACAGCUGUGACCAUGAAAAGUAAAUUGGUAAAAGCCACUGGUGCAGAGUUGAGGAAGGAACUUGAGAUUUCAAAAUCAACCAAAACCCUAAAAUCCAAUUCAUCAGAGGCUACCAAGAAUACAACAGAUCUAAAGGACAAUAACAUAGUGGCAGCUAAACCUAAACAUGGGAAUGUUACUUCUCCAGAGCCAAGGGAGGGUCAUUUGAAAAAUAUGGAUACAAAAGACAUAGACUCUAGUUGCUCAAACAAAGCUCUGUCAAUUGAUUACAUGAUGGUAGUAAAAUCAAAACCUUGGAGAUCUUCUCACUCAGAGUCAAGUCAAGAGUUUAGGAAGAGUUGGAACAACACAAACACAAAAGUACCCAAAAUGUCUAAAAGCUUGACCACUGAUGAUCCAAAUGGGAGUUCAUCUCCAAAAGCUUAUUUGGAAUCAUCUGUUGAUGGUACGGACACCAAUAUAACACUAAAAAGUGUGUCAAGCAAUGACCAUACUGCCCCAACUAUGUUUAAGGCACUCAACAUGACUUCUACCUCUGAGCAUCAGACAGAUCGAUUGACCAUGGACACAGAGCAAAGAAAGGCCUCUGACUGCCCAAAGGCGCUGUCCUCAAACCCCAAGCCAACUAAGACUACCUCGAAUUCUGGCACAAAAAUGUCCAAAAACAACACGUCUUCCUCCAAUAGCCUUUCAAAGACUCUGAACACGGAUCUCUUAACGCAGUUGUCCACAGUUCAUAUGGAGACACUAACAAAAGGAACCUCAAAUGCAAAGUUGUCCAAAACUAGCUCAACUUCAACUGCUAAACCUACAAAUAACAGCACAUGUGUAUCUAACAAACCUUUGAACCUUCCAACAGACAGGGAACAUACAGAAGUAUCGGAUGCAACCAAAAAUCAGCAGGAUAGUUGUAAUACUCCAAACAAGAACAUCAAGAAGGACGGAUGCUUGAAGAUGAGCCCAGCAACCAAAACACCUGAAAAUCAAAUUCGGAUAUCCCAUGCUGCAGGCAGAUAUUACAAGCAGGAUCCUGAAUCUUCUGAGCCCUCCAGCGUCCAUCAGCAGAGCACUUCCAAAUCUAAGAUCAUCACAGAAUCCAGAACAACCUCAACCUCCACACUGAAUGAAAUCCCUAAAACCAACACAUCAGUAGGGCCUACUAUUCUGAAAACAUUAAAAGUCUCAGAUAAAGAGAACAGAGAGGAUUUAGCGCUUUCCUUGUCCAUCAGUACAACAACUAAGUCUUCAAUUAAUCACGCCUCAAAGGUUUCUAGAAGUUCAAGUAACGAGCAAAAGAAUAAUAGCAGUGAAGCUGAACCCAACAUGAAAUUCCUGAAACCCCCUCACUCCAAAUCUUUGGUCAGGGAACCUAAAACAAAGCUUGGGACUUUUAGCAUUCACACUAGGUCAGUUACAAUGACCUCAAAGACUCUGAAAACGACAUUUCCUGCAGAGGCAAGCAAGAAAAGUGUCAAUCCAGAAAGGAAUGACACAACAAAUAUAUCUGCCAUUGCAGAUACAACUUCAAUCACAUCCACAGCGACGUUAGACCACAGACCUUCAACUAGAAGCUCUGUCUUUCACUCAAACAUGGACAGUGCAGACCUUCAUGAGUUUGAUUUCAGUGAAAGCACCAUACUUCCUCCCUCUCCACCUCCUCCUCCUCCACCUCCCUCAUCCACUCCUCUCCUCCUCCCUCCAUCCUCCAACCCCCUCAUCCCUUCCAUCUCUGCCAUCGGCACCAAAAGCCCCACCGCCAGCGAUCACCUCAGUCUGGGCUCAACACUUCAACCUGGAACUCACAGCCUUAGGAGUGUAGACAAGCCAAGGCAUCAUGGUGGUAUUUAUAGUAGACUGACCCAACAGUCUCAGUCCAACCAUGUUACAGGAUCACUCACUGCACAGGCUUCGUCAGAGAGGAGUGUGACCUCUGAGCGAUCUUUCCUGUCUGACCGCUGUAACCUUGGUAACAGCGGCAGUGUUGCGGUGCCCAAAAGGAAAUUGGACAUUCAUUUCCCUGAUCUGAGGAGCUCAGUGUUGCCAGACCUUAGAGGAAGAGAGGGUAAAUACGGCAAAUGUGUUACCAAGGAUCAGAGAAAAGACAAACAUCCAGUUUCCUCCAUUCCUCCAUCAGAACAACAGCAGCAUGAACGCAACAGUACUGACACAAACAAAUCCUAAUAAAAUAUGUCAGUCAUUCAUUUAGCAUUAGCAGUGGCUAAAUAUAGCUAAUGUUUAUGUGGCACUUAGCAAAAAGCCAAAGCAUAUGUAUGUAUGUUCUAGUUACACCUGGUUAUUUGUCAAAUAUUAGACCAAAUAUUGAUUUAAAUACAACAAUGCAACAAUUAUAUUAUUGUAUUUUAUAAUAUUUUUGAACAAGAGACACA